This is a messenger RNA of Paraglomus occultum, 230 nucleotides long. NCBI's taxonomy places the organism in Eukaryota, Fungi, Glomeromycota, Glomeromycetes, Paraglomerales, Paraglomeraceae. The record is from the annotation of a GenBank genome assembly.
GUGCCAUAUCAACGCGCAGCUUUAACAGUCUGGAUAUACGCUUCGAAAGCAAUGAAGAAAGUGAGAAUAUUAAAGAGGGUAAAAGACGGUUUGAAAACAUUAAACAACAUAUUGAAAAGUUGCGGCAAAUUGUUGAUGAGCAGUGUGCCGGCCGCAGAAAAUUACAAAUGGAUAAAGUCAGCGGAAAAGUAUUUUACGGGAACUCGUAAAUUGGUUAUUGAUAUAGAGAA